Messenger RNA from Aegilops tauschii subsp. strangulata, 1160 nucleotides. Its product is annotated as protein CANDIDATE G-PROTEIN COUPLED RECEPTOR 2. Gene Ontology annotation, molecular function: G protein-coupled receptor activity. Lineage: Eukaryota; Viridiplantae; Streptophyta; Magnoliopsida; Poales; Poaceae. Gene Ontology annotation, cellular component: plasma membrane. Gene Ontology annotation, biological process: G protein-coupled receptor signaling pathway. The record is from RefSeq and is a predicted model, not a curated record.
GCGUGCGCGACCUGACCGAAUUCCCCCUCCCCCGCCCCACCCCAAACCCUAGCCCGCCCGCCCGCCCGCCGGGCCCCCGGCGCCGAUGCCGAGGCGGCUCCUGGAGGGCGCCAUGGCGCUGGCGGUGACGCCGGACGCCGCCAACUCGUCGGGCUCCGGCGCCGCCCCCGGGUCGGGGCCCCUGUGGUGGGUGUCCGACUGCCACGGGGCCUGGUACAGCCUGGCGGUGAUGCUGCCGUCGCUGGCCUUCGUCGGGUUCCUGGCGUGGCAGGCCCGCCGCAGCUUCCGCCGGCUCAGCUACGGCCGCUCCCACGUCGUCGUCGUCGCCUACUACGCGCUCCUCUGGGCCGUCGCCCUCCUCAACCUCCUCUGGUGCUUCCUCCAGGCGUGGCAGUGUAUGCCUGAUAGGGCCUUCUCAUGGAAUGUGCUUUCAUUGUUUACCAAAUCUGGAAUGUUAUUCUUGGAAGUUAGUCUUAUAGCAUUUCUACUUCAAGGAAAUGAAGCCAGUGGUUAUGAGUCUCUGGGACGUACCUUUGUUAUCUCUGGUGCUGUAGUUAGUGCUGAUGUAUUGCUCAAGACCAUAUAUGUAUUCGGAUUUGGUGUUCCUUUGUUUAUCGAUGCUGACCAAGGAACUGGUGGGAAAUGGGGCCUAUGGAUUAUCCACAAAUUGGUGCUUACUGGAGUCUAUGGCUUGAUUGUUUUCAUGCAUCACUCAAGGUGGAAAGACAGGCUACCUGCAAAACCAGCAUAUUACCAGUAUGUGUGUGCAAUGCUGGCACUUAACGGCCUAUCGCUGUUUGGCUGUUUCCUCAUUGCAUGUGGAGCUGGAUUUGGUUUAUGGCUGUAUAACCUCACAACUGUCUGUUACCAUGCGCUUUACCUUCCACUUCUGUAUGUGACUUUCUUAGCAGACUUUUUCCAGGAGGAAGAUAUGCUUCUAGAGAAUGUAUACUACUCCGAGAUGAAAGACGCCGGGUUCUUUGAUGCUGACUGGGAUUAAACCUGCCUGCAGAUUCCGUUCCACGCUGUAUGACUUAUUCGUAUGUGAAUUUGCACGGAGUAGCUUCAUCCUGGAAACUGAAUGAAUCUUAGAACAGAGAUUGUACCCUAACAAGCAACAACCAUUAUAAUUAAUGAAAAUGUGUAAAUUUAUUGAUACA